CACAGCUGUUUAGAAUAGAGUUCAUAGAAAUAGUAACUUGAUCCGCAACAUUUGUUGUUAUCAUUGCUUAAAUUAUUUAUAUCUCCCUAUUAUAUGAUCUGUCCAGUUGCAAGAGAACAAGAGUGUGUGUCAACGAAGUGCUUAGACGUGUUUCCAAAUCACAUCCCUUAAGGCUAGGAUAUCCACCGGAAUUAAUAGGCGGUGUGUUUUGGGAUAUCCUCUGAGAAGCGCAAGAACCACUGGGAAGCGAAAGCACUGAAAGUGAUCUCCUGACGGGUGAUGCCUUGUUCCAUGAGUAAUUUAAACCAGUAAACCGACCUGCGAGGCGCUGAGACGCUGCACUUUUGUAGUGUGCCUGGCCCUUUAAAUAAGCUGCGCGCCCAUCCUUCAGGGAACACUAGGGGAGAAAAGGGCCGUUGUCUGGCGGAGUAUCGUUAAUUACCGAGCCGGUGAAAAAGGGGACCAUAAAAAGACAUCCUCGCUCUGCCAGAGGCGGCCCGAUGACACUGAAACCGAACGCUCUCCAGUCACACCUCGUGGUCGGGUACAAGGCUCACGGAGACAUUGAGUGAGGAGAGAGGAGUGACGGCGGACCCUCAUCAGUCACCGCCCGUGCUUGUUUUGCCAGGCCAGCUGGCCUCGCCUCUCUCCCAUCAAUCGAACGGUGCAGGACCUGCUUGCUCGUCCGCCGGUUACCGCAAGGCAGACGAUGAGAUGUCCGGGACCACUUCACAGGCUGACCCCAUAGACGCCACAGCGAGGAUUGUCCUCCUCAACCACCCCCAGACCACAAAGUUCUGCGACAACCAUGUCAGCACGACCAAAUAUGGGAUCCUCACCUUCCUGCCGCGGUUCCUGUACGAGCAGAUCAGGCGGGCGGCCAACGCCUUCUUCCUCUUCAUUGCACUGAUGCAGCAAAUCCCUGAUGUGUCUCCCACGGGACGCUACACCACGCUGGUGCCCCUCAUCUUUAUCCUCACGGUGGCCGGGAUCAAAGAGAUCAUCGAGGACUAUAAGAGACACAAAGCAGACAACACAGUGAACAAGAAAAAGACAACAGUGCUGCGUAAUGGCUCCUGGCAAACAGUCAUAUGGAAACAGGUGGCAGUUGGGGACAUAGUGAAGGUGACCAAUGGCCAGCAUCUCCCAGCUGACAUGGUCAUAGUGUCCUCCAGUGAGCCCCAAGCCAUGUGCUACAUAGAGACCUCCAACCUGGAUGGAGAAACUAACCUGAAGAUCCGACAGGGGCUGUCCCUGACGGCAGCACUGCAGUCCCUGGAGGAGCUGAUGUCUCUGUCGGGCCGUCUGGAGUGUGAGGGACCCAACAGGCAUCUCUAUGACUUCACCGGCACGCUGCGCCUGGACAACCUGAACCCAGCUCCUCUUGGUCCAGACCAGGUGUUGUUGCGUGGAGCCCAGCUCAGAAACACCCAAUGGGUUGUGGGUAUUGUAGUCUACACCGGGCACGACUCUAAAUUAAUGCAGAACUCGACCAAGGCGCCCCUGAAGCGCUCCAACGUGGAGCGGGUGACCAACAUGCAGAUCCUCGUGCUCUUCUGCAUCCUGCUGGUCAUGGCCAUCAUCAGCUCGGUCGGCGCCGCCAUCUGGAACAAGCAGCACACCGAGGAGGCCUGCUGGUACCUCUCCCGCGCAGGUGACAUAUCGUACAACUUCUGGUACAACCUCCUUACCUUCAUCAUUCUUUACAACAACCUGAUUCCCAUCAGUCUUCUGGUCACUCUCGAGGUGGUCAAGUUCACACAGGCGCUCUUCAUCAACUGGGAUGUUGAGAUGUAUUACGCAGAAACAGACACCCCGGCUAUGGCUCGAACGUCCAAUCUGAAUGAAGAACUCGGACAGGUGAAGUACCUCUUCUCAGAUAAGACAGGAACGCUCACCUGUAAUGUCAUGCACUUCAAGAAGUGCACCAUUGCUGGCAUCACAUAUGGGCAUUUUCCGGACUUGGAAUGUGAUCGAUCUAUGGAGGACUUCAGUCAUCUGCCCUCCAGCAGUAAUAACUCCACGGAGUUUGAUGACCCCACUCUGAUUCAGAACAUCGAUAAGAACCACCCGACAUCUCCACAGAUCUGCGAGUUCUUGACCAUGAUGGCUGUGUGUCACACCGUGGUUCCUGAGCGGGAGGGAAACCAGAUCAUCUACCAGGCAUCCUCACCAGAUGAGGGAGCUCUGGUCAAAGGAGCCAAAGGCCUGGGCUUUGUCUUCACUGCUAGGACCCCAGACUCUGUCAUCAUUGAAGCGAGGGGGAAAGAGAAGAGCUUUGAGCUCCUGAAUGUGUUAGAGUUUUCAAGUAACCGCAAGCGCAUGUCAGUGGUGGUGAGGACUUCCAAUGGGAAGCUACGACUCUACUGCAAGGGAGCAGACAAUGUGAUCUUUGAGCGCCUAGCUGAGGUGUCCCAGUACAAAGAGCAGACUGUGGCUCAUCUGGAGCAGUUUGCCACUGAGGGUCUGCGGACGCUCUGCUUCGCCUUUGUGGACCUGGAGGAGGCGGCGUACCAGGAGUGGCUCAAGGAGUACACCCGGAUCAGCACCGUGCUCAAGGACCGGGCCCAGAAGCUCGAGGAGUGCUACGAGCUCCUGGAGAAGAACCUGCAGUUGCUGGGGGCUACAGCCAUAGAGGACCGGCUGCAGGCGGGGGUCCCUGAGACCAUUGCUACACUGAUGAAGGCCGAAAUCAAGAUCUGGGUCCUGACCGGAGACAAACAGGAAACUGCCAUCAAUAUCGGUUACUCCUGUCGCCUGGUGACCCAUGGUAUGUCCCUGAUCAUCGUCAACGAAGAUUCACUGGAUGCUACUCGCGCCACACUGACGGCCCACUGUUCGUCUCUGGGGGACUCUCUGGGAAAGGAGAACGAGCUGGCGCUCAUCAUCGACGGACAGACGCUCAAGUACGCCCUCUCCUUUGAGGUGCGCCAGGUCUUCCUGGACCUGGCGCUGUCCUGCAAGGCGGUCAUCUGCUGCAGGGUAUCUCCUCUGCAGAAGUCUGAGAUUGUGGACAUGGUGAAGCGGCACGUGAAGGCGAUCACGUUGGCCAUCGGCGACGGUGCCAACGAUGUAGGCAUGAUCCAGACAGCUCACGUGGGAGUCGGCAUCAGCGGCAAUGAGGGCAUGCAGGCAACCAACUCGUCAGACUACUCCAUCGCACAGUUCUCGUACCUGGAGAAGCUGUUGCUGGUUCACGGAGCCUGGAGUUACAACCGCGUCACUAAAUGCAUCCUGUACUGUUUCUAUAAGAAUGUGGUGCUGUAUAUUAUCGAGCUCUGGUUUGCCUUUGUGAACGGCUUCUCUGGGCAGAUCCUGUUUGAACGCUGGUGUAUUGGCCUCUAUAAUGUGAUCUUCACAGCGUUGCCUCCCUUUACUCUGGGAAUCGUUGACCGGCCAUGCAGUCAGCAGAAUAUGCUGCGCUUUCCCCAGCUCUACCGUAUCACUCAGAACGCAGAGGGCUUUAACACCAAGGUGUUUUGGGGUCACUGCAUAAACGCACUCAUCCACUCAAUCAUUCUCUUCUGGUUUCCUCUGAAAGUACUGGAACACGACACUCCAUUUGAGAAUGGCAACAGUGUUGACUACCUGUUCGUGGGAAAUAUUGUUUAUACGUAUGUGGUGGUAACUGUUUGUCUGAAAGCUGGAAUGGAGACCACUGCUUGGACCAAGUUCUCUCACCUGGCUGUGUGGGGCAGUAUGGUGCUCUGGAUGCUCUUCUUCACCGUCUAUUCCGCCAUCUGGCCCUCAAUACCCAUAGCUCCAGAUAUGCUGGGUCAGGCAGGUCGGGUGAUGCAGUGCUGGAGCUUCUGGCUGGGCCUGGUCCUGGUGCCCACCGCCUGUCUGCUCAAAGACAUAGCAUGGAACGCCGGGAGGCGUACGGUGAGGAAGUCUCUUCUGGAGGAGGUCCAGGAGUUGGAGGCGAGGGCUGUGGACCCUGGUGCGGCCGUCCUGAGAGACGCCAGCGGACGAAGACCUAUUUCCAGAGGAAUGUCCAGCCUUGUGGGAUUGUGUCUGAAUGAGCGUGCCCACCUGCUGACGCGUGUCUUUAGGAAAACGCCCUCCAGUGUGGGGCGCUCCAACUCCGUGCAACAGACCGUGUCACAUGGCUAUGCGUUCUCCCAGGAAGAGCAUGGGGUGGUGUCUCAGUCCCAAGUGGUCCGCUCGUAUGACACCACCCGCCAACGGCCCAGCGUGUAACCCCUGGCAACCGCCUCACCGGUCGCCAGGGGAACGCUAGGGGCAACAGCCAAUGAAGAUAAAGACUUUUUGUGACACCCUCGCCGGGUGGUACUGCUGUGGCCUUACCGGAACUGUUUAAAAGCAUAACGAAAUGAGGAAAAAGAAAAAUGGAUGAAAGGAAAAGAAAAACAGGUGUAGAUGCCUCUAGGAGCAGCCAGCUGAAGCUGUUGUAGAUGGAGAGGGGGCGUGUUCUCACCAUAGACUGGCCAAUCAGCAGUUGUACCACACACAGACUGAGGGGGGCCAGCCAAUCAAAUCUUAAAGGGACGCCAAAAACCGUCGGACAUCAUAAGGCUUGAAAAAAAAAAAAAAAAACACAUAACAAAACGAAACAAAGCAACAGUGAUGUAUGUGUCUGCUCUGUAAUUGAAUCACACACAGAGAAAGUGCAAUAUCUUGUUCCUGUGUAUGUGUUCAUUAGUCUGCAUGUGUGUCCUUUCUGUAUGAUGGCAAUAUGUGUGUGUGUGUGCGCGUGUAUGCGUGCACAUGCACGUGUGUGUGUGUGCGCAUGUGUUUGCCUGCGUGUGUAUGUGUAACUCCCACGUGUGUAUGGUGUGCAUGUAUACUCAUGCAUUGGAGAGUUUGUGUGUGGGUGUUCACAUGGGAGGAUGAGGUCUGUGUGUGUGUGUGUGUGUGUGUGUGUGUGUGUGUGUGUAUGUGUAGGGGGUAAUGCGGGGUGGGUGGGGGGUGCUUGUGUUUGUUUAUGUCUCCACUCUUCCCUCUCUCAUCUACCUCUGCUGAUAUAGGGGUUUAACGCAUCUGUCAUCGCCUGGGCAACCAAAGGGGGUGGGGUGGGGUGAAGUCUCUAAAAUAAACACCAAACAUGGGGGCUGCAGCGGAAUUCCUUUUACAGACAUCGGAAAAGUUAUGUGUGUAUGUGGGGUGGGGGUGGGGGGUUGCUCUAGAAGUGUGUCUGUGCAUGUAGGUGUGUGUGUGUGUUUCUUUAAGGCAUAUGCAGACAACAGCAGUGAGUAACAUCCAGACUUGUCCUCUCUAGUGUUAGUCCUACACACACAUACACACACACACACACACACACACACACACACGCAUCUCUUCUCCUAUGCCCGUGCCCACUGAUCUGGCUGCCAAGACACACAGAGGUGCCAGGGAGGCAGAACUCCCCUACCCUCGCCCAUGUUGGUGACUAACCCAGAGGGGGCAAUCCCCACAUACUCAGCAAGCCCUCCUGCUCCUGACAGACACUACUACUACUACUCUCUCCCCUGUUUCCUGUGUCCUUCUUACACAAGUCUUUCUUACUUACCGGUACUCUCUUUUCUGACUUUACCUUCUCUGUGUCUUUCUCUCACACAUGCUUUCUGAUCCUCUGAUCCUCUUGUGUUCCUCGUUCAUUCCAUUCCUCUGAAAUUUCCCAGAUCCCCCUUUUUCCGGCUCUUUCUCUUUCUCUCUCUCUGUACCUUCCUCCUGUUUCUUCAGCUUCUUCCACCUCUCCUCUCUUCUCUUUGGACUUCUUUCCAUUUUCUUUUCCCCCUCCCCUCUUUUCCCCAGAGCCCCCGUGGAUCCCAUCCUGUGAUCUGGCCAGUUGCCCCAGAUGCUGACUUAGCCCGAGUCACAGCUUGUAGCACUUCAAUCUCAAUUUUUUUUUUUGUCAGAUUUAAUGGACUGUUUCUUUUUUUCUUUCUUUUGUCGAAUAAAAUGGACCAGUGUUUCCGUG
Molecule: messenger RNA, 5920 nt
Organism: Alosa sapidissima (American shad)
Lineage: Eukaryota; Metazoa; Chordata; Actinopteri; Clupeiformes; Clupeidae
Gene: atp8a2
Product: ATPase phospholipid transporting 8A2
Exons: 38
Coding region: 715-4200 (1161 amino acids)
Biological process (GO): neuron development; phospholipid translocation
Cellular component (GO): plasma membrane
Molecular function (GO): ATP binding; ATP hydrolysis activity; ATPase-coupled intramembrane lipid carrier activity
Source: RefSeq, a predicted model, not a curated record